Messenger RNA from Aspergillus mulundensis, 1887 nucleotides. RefSeq names its product lysophospholipase family protein. The record is from RefSeq and is a predicted model, not a curated record. Lineage: Eukaryota; Fungi; Ascomycota; Eurotiomycetes; Eurotiales; Aspergillaceae. Bases 1 to 1887 code for a protein of 628 amino acids. The transcript has 3 exons. Gene Ontology annotation, cellular component: cytosol; intracellular membrane-bounded organelle. Gene Ontology annotation, biological process: glycerophospholipid catabolic process. Gene Ontology annotation, molecular function: A2-type glycerophospholipase activity.
AUGAAGACUUCAACUACGGUGGUUGCUUUGGCAGGAUUGCUGUCUGGUGCCGCAUCGACCGGAGUAUCUCCGGUGCAGCGCUCAUUCCCCAAUGCCCCCGACGGAUACACCCCUGCGAACGUCACUUGCCCUUCCAAUCGUCCCGAAAUUCGUCUUGCGACAGAGCUUUCGCCCAAUGAGACAUCCUGGCUUCGAACUCGUCGCAAUGUCACGCGAGACGCCCUGAGAGACUUCUUCGGUCAUGUUAGCGUUGGAAACUUUGACACGGUCGGAUAUCUGGAUCGCAUCGGCAGCAACUCCUCGAAUUUGCCCAACAUUGGAAUCGCAGUCUCUGGUGGAGGAUGGCGUGCUCUGAUGAACGGUGCCGGAGCCCUCAAGGCUUUUGACAGCCGCACGGAUAACUCAACGGCUGAGGGCCAGCUCGGUGGCUUGCUGCAAUCCGCGACAUAUCUGUCUGGUCUCAGCGGUGGUGGCUGGCUUGUCGGCUCUAUCUAUAUUAACAACUUCACCACCAUCUCGUCGCUGCAGUCGAACGAUAACGUGUGGCAGUUCCAAAACUCCAUCUUUGAAGGCCCUGACGAGGGCGGUAUCCAGAUUCUCGAUACCGCGGGCUAUUACAGAGACCUCUACGAUUCAGUACAGGGCAAGAACGAUGCUGGAUUCGAAACCUCGCUUACAGAUUACUGGGGCCGUGCGCUUUCGUACCAGCUGAUCGAUGCUGUUCGCGGGGGUCCGAGUUACACCUGGUCGUCCAUUGCCCUGGGCCAGAAUUUCCAGAACGCCGAGAUGCCGCUGCCAAUUCUGGUCGCGGAUGGUCGAUUCCCUGGGGAACUACUGAUCCCCGACAACACGACUGUUUACGAAUUCAACCCUUGGGAAUUUGGUAGCUUUGAUCCUACCGUCUUCGGAUUUGCCCCGAUUGAAUUUUUGGGCUCCCGCUUCGUCAAUGGCUCUAUCCCAGAUAAUGGAACUUGUGUUCGUGGUUUCGACAACGCUGGGUUUGUCAUGGGCACUUCGUCCAGUCUGUUCAACCAGUUCUUCCUCCAGCUCAAUAGUACCGGUCUUCCGGACUUUUUGACAAACGUCAUCGGCGACAUUCUUGCGGACAUCGGCGAGGCCGACAAUGAUAUUGCUGUCUACGACCCCAACCCUUUCUACCAGUGGCUGCCGGAAUUCACGCCCUACGCCCACGAGCAACUCCUCGACGUCGUAGACGGUGGUGAGGACGGCCAGAACCUUCCCCUGCACCCGCUCAUCCAGCCUAACCGCCACGUCGAUGUCAUCUUCGCCGUCGACUCCUCUGCUGAUAUCAACGGCUGGGCCAACGGUACUUCCCUCGUCGCCACCUACGAGCGUAGCUUGAACUCCACCGGUAUCGGCAACGGAACCGAGUUCCCAGCGGUUCCUGACGUGAACACCUUCAUCAACCUGAACCUGACCCAACGUCCCACUUUCUUCGGCUGCAACAGCAGCAACACCUCUGCUCCUCUGGUUGUCUAUUUGGCCAGCCGUCCGUUUGUUUACCAGACUGAGGACACCAUAUCCAACUUCUCGACCUUCCAGCUCAGCACCGAGAUCGACCAGCGAGACAACACCAUCCUGAACGGCUACGCCGUUGCGACCAUGGGUAACAGCACCGAGGACAGCAACUGGUCAGCUUGCGUUGGCUGUGCAAUCCUCAGCCGCUCUUUCGACCGCACAAACGAGACCGUUCCUGAUAUCUGCACCCAGUGCUUCAACCGAUACUGCUGGGAUGGAACCAUCAACAGCACCACUCCUGCUGACUACAACCCUGUCUCCGUUAUGGGCAGCGAUUCGUCCAGGGUCUUCCCUGCUGUCUUGUCGAGUGUAGUUGCGGCGAGCAUUGCGAUCAUUACCAUGGUAUAA